Messenger RNA from Propithecus coquereli (Coquerel's sifaka), 1636 nucleotides. It is a transcript of the gene PKIA, whose product is annotated as protein kinase (cAMP-dependent, catalytic) inhibitor alpha. The transcript is spliced from 2 exons. Gene Ontology annotation, molecular function: cAMP-dependent protein kinase inhibitor activity. The record is from RefSeq and is a predicted model, not a curated record. Gene Ontology annotation, biological process: negative regulation of cAMP-dependent protein kinase activity. Gene Ontology annotation, cellular component: cytoplasm; nucleus. Lineage: Eukaryota; Metazoa; Chordata; Mammalia; Primates; Indriidae. The coding region runs from base 24 to 254 and encodes 76 amino acids.
UGCUAUGUGGAUAUUUGUUAGCAAUGACUGAUGUGGAAACUACAUAUGCAGAUUUUAUUGCUUCGGGAAGAACAGGCAGAAGAAAUGCAAUACAUGAUAUCCUGGUUUCCUCUGCAAGUGGCAACAGCAAUGAAUUAGCCUUGAAAUUAGCAGGUCUUGAUAUCAACAAGACAGAAGGUGAAGAAGAUGCACAGCGGAGUUCAACAGAACAGAGUGGGGAAGCCCAGGGAGAAGCAGCAAAAUCUGAAAGCUAACAUCCCACCUUGACCUUCGACAACACCUGACGAUGUCUCAAAUCUCCAGGCGUGGCUGGAGUGCAUUUGUUUCCAUGAGUGAAAAGGGGAAAAGGAAAAUGGCUGUGCUGCAUCACAGGAUCCUGCUCGUUAUGUUAAAAAUGGGGGCAGAGGCUGUGGCUACAGACAGACUUUCCUCUACCUUUGUCAUUAGCAAUGGUUGAAAUCAUGUGGCCUGUGCUUGGAUGUCAUUUUUGUUUGGAUCCUUUCACAUGACCAUAUGAUGAAAUGCUUGUAGAGAGUAGUACUGACCUAGAUGAUGAUUCUUCCUGUAGCAUCUGGCCCUCACGAUGUCAGAGGAUUUAAUUGUGUCUAAUUGCGGAGGGUUGGUUGAACCCCAGAGUUUAAAUAUCUCUGGCUCAAGUAUUCACCCAGUAAAAGAACCAUCCAGAAAGAACUGUUUUUAGCAUUGUGUAUCUGUGUGUUACUGAUGUGUUAUUUACACUGUUUUGUAUUGUACAAUAUAGAUGCUCAGCACUGCCCCCCUUCUCGGAUUGCUUAUGAAAAACAAAAAUGAUGUACAUUACUGUGAAUUUUUAUACCACUCAUUUUUAAAAGGGCUGUCUUGUUUUUAAUUUUCCGUAGUGUGGUGGUGUACACAAGAUAGAACACACUUUUUAAAUGUAAUCUUUCCCCUUGAUCACUAUACGUUGAUGAAUGAAAUAUAACAAAUUCAUCAAGAUUUCUUUGCUUUAUUAUACAGGCAUUUGACAAUAUCCAUUAAUGUGAAUAUUACCUGAAUUCAGUCUGUUUGGUGUCUACACAGACCAGAAUUCAAUCUGUCAAUUUUGUUUUAUUUCCAAGUGGAUGACUUCUCCCAACUAAUAUUUUUGGUUUUAAUUAUGAGAAUUUUGGAGAAUUAGGAAGGUAAAAAAGAAAAGCCAAGAUAAUACUAAGAACUGGAAAUAUUUUGUACUAUGGAAUCAAAUUUCUCACGAUGUUGUACGUUACUAUUUAAAUCUGGAGGACAGCAUACCUUCCCAGAAGGUAUUUUUCAGGAUGAAAAGAUGGAGAUAGUCAUCUCUUUGCAAUCAUGUGGACACCAAUCACAAAAGUAAAGCCCUUGUGUUGUGUUUUUCAUGUCUUUUUUCAGCCCUAUCAGAUCCAAAUGUUAUUAUGCACUUUUUAAUGUUUGUAAAAUUUUACUAAUAAUUAGUGUGAAUUGCAUUCUGAUACAAUAAUUAUCAUCAUUAGAAGCUAACAAAAUCCUCAUUAAUAUGGUGUUUGAUGGCCUCUGCUGUGUUUUGACAUCAUGGUUCUUAUAUGGAAAGUUUUUGUGAGUUGUGUAAUCCCUCUGGUCAGUAUUAUGAAAUCAUUUAUCAGUGGUAAUAAAUAAGGAACCA